AUGUUGUCUAUCAUGUCAUUUGAUCGCUACAUAGCUAUCUGUCAUCCACUAAGGUACCAUUCCAUCAUGACUAAGAACACUGUUGUAAGUCUCAUUGCCUCUGCUUGGCUGAUUGACUUUCUACUGGUGGGAAUCCUGUUUGGGCUCACGUUGCGUUUCCCUGUUUGUAAAACAGUUAUCGUGAACAUCUAUUGUGACAAUGUGUCCCUGUUAAGACUGACCUGUGCAACAGACACCACAGUGAACAACAUCUAUGGCUUGUUUAUCACAGGUACAUUUGCAGGAAUGAUAUUUGUCAUAUUACCUCCAGGUCUGAACCCAGUAAUAUAUGGUAUCAAAACUAAAAAGAUUAGAGAUUGUGUCAUCAGAGAUCUACAGCCUGCUAACCCAAGCAGCAGGUUAAAGAGCACCCUCAUCAAAAUCAACUCACACACCCAUAUAAGAGCGAUAAUUGUCCUGAUAUGA
Molecule: messenger RNA, 465 nt
Organism: Salvelinus namaycush (lake trout)
Lineage: Eukaryota; Metazoa; Chordata; Actinopteri; Salmoniformes; Salmonidae
Product: olfactory receptor 49-like
Exons: 3
Coding region: 1-465 (154 amino acids)
Biological process (GO): G protein-coupled receptor signaling pathway
Cellular component (GO): membrane
Molecular function (GO): olfactory receptor activity
Source: RefSeq, a predicted model, not a curated record